AUGGACCCCAUGAAAGCUACCCUUCCGUCGGCCAUAAUCGAGUCUGUGAUUGACGCUCAGGUGGUGGACAGUCGACCCAAACAACCAUCAGAUGAUAGGAAACAGUCGAUAAACGCCUCUCGAGUGCCAACAACUACUUCAAAGACAUUGAUAGACCCGAACUCUUCAGACAUUCCAUCAAAUACUGAUGUAUCGACUGCUGAGCUACCGGUUCCCACAGAAAUGCUAUUCCAGUGCGAUAUCUGUCAUAAAGACUUCAACUCAUUGCCUACUUUCAAGAAACAUAACAAAGCCUUUCAUUCAGUACUCAAGUUAUACGUAUGCAGUCGUGCGAAGUGUAGGUAUGGAUGCAAUAGUAGUGAAGGGUUUAGUAAUCACUUGCGAGAGGGUCACCACAUUGCUGAUGACUUCCUACCGGUGCUCAACACUUCACCGCGUGUUACAAACAUGGCUGCGACUGAUAUACAACAGCCGGUGAUAAUUAGCUCCUCGUCGCCGAUCAUUUCCAUCCCUCAAACGAAUUCAAUCAAUAAUUCCAAUGAAUCCAUUGAAGACAAUACUGUUGAUACCGGCGCCCAAACAAGUAGUCAUACAUUAGAAUCUCAUGUGAAUACCACAACUGAUGAGCUGACAGUGACUCCAGAAAAGCCAUUUAAAUGUGAUGUCAAUAGUUGUGACCAAAGUUAUAGAAAUGAGGUGACGCUCAUUGGACACAAGUGGAGUGUCCAUCGCAUACCGGACCCCAAACGCAAACAAACCGCUAAAUCCCAGCAAAUGAGUCGUAAGAACAACAAUAAGCCAAUGGAUGCCAACACUUCUCACAAUAAAAGUAAGUCGACUAUCGGGCCAAAGGGCAUACCAUUUACGUGUGCUUUUUGUUGGAAAAAAUUUGAUAACGAGACCGCACUUACCGGUCACACCAAAGCCAAUCACACGCCAGUAAAGUCUCGGGUAUCUAAUGUUAGUAAGACUACUGGCGCUUCAGUGCCCACCACUAGCACUGACAAACAUCCGAUGCCGAUACUAAGUACCGUUCCCACCACUUCCAAUAGUUAUACGAGUCAUAUGUCCAAACCAAUUAAUACGUGGCGUAUACCUAAACGUAUACUUAACACUAGAUCUGCCAAUGAAUGCAUACCAGUGCCUACAACAUCAUCGAUAGAAACUGAAAGCGAAGCACCGGUAGCUAAGAAGCCUAAAAUAACUACCUGUUCGCAGAAUACCGGCUCAUUAGUUAAUUUGGCGACGAAAAACAUAUCAAAGAUUUUCAACAAAAAGACUUUUGGUUGUGAUUUAUGUGAUAAAGUGUUGGAUACGUCGGUCGCGCUCACGGACCAUAUGGUGGCCAAUCACGGGUUCGGUGUCAAUGACCCCCAGGGGUCAGGCACUCAGGGUUUGGCCACUGAUGAGCCGCAAAAUGCGUUCAAAUGUAAGGAAUGCGACAAAGAGUUUGAUACCAUAUUUGAUAGGAAACGACACCAAAAGGCAGCCCAUAGCGGGUCCGUACUGUAUAAGUGUUGGAAUGGGUGUCCCGAAAGGUUUAGCACCCAAUCGGCACUCGAUUCUCACAAACGUAGCGCACAUUCACUGCCACCUGAGGAUAGCCGUAACCCUAGUGUCCCCUCCACUUCACACAAUGAGUCUACUAAUGAUGGGUCGACUACUAGACCACCAAAUAAGGGCCCGAAAGGGAAGUUCUCGUGUUGUGGUCAGGCUUUUCAUGCCUAUAAAGCCCUGUCCACUCACAUCAGAAUCGCUCACAUGAAAGUAGGUUCUCGUGUGUCGGCCACUGAUAAAACGGCUGUUCCUCUGCCUUAUGUUUGCGAUGUUAACGACUGUGGCAAUAGGUUUAGCAGUGAAUCGCUGUUAGAUCUACACAAACGGAGCCUACAUUCACAACAAAUACCACAUGAAGAUUGCUAUAAUUCAAGGAAUGCCAAUGUUUUUCAUGAGCACAGCCCUUCAAACGCCGGCAGUAUUGCUACGAAUGUGAUGUCUGAUCUCAGGCUCCCUUUCCCACCAGAUCAUACCAGUCCCAGAGAUUUGACAUCCGAGUCCCCUAUUGAUACGCAUAAUAUAGGCAUAGAUUGCCGCGAAUCCGUCGGUAACACUGCGUUUCGCUGUCAAUACAGAGACUGUGAACUCGUUUUUGACAAUAAAGAUGCUUUCGAUACUCAUUUACGGUUCCGACACCGC
Molecule: messenger RNA, 2196 nt
Organism: Oppiella nova
Lineage: Eukaryota; Metazoa; Arthropoda; Arachnida; Sarcoptiformes; Oppiidae
Source: the annotation of a GenBank genome assembly